Messenger RNA from Doryrhamphus excisus (bluestripe pipefish), 3271 nucleotides. It is a transcript of the gene gpr161b, whose product is annotated as G protein-coupled receptor 161b. Gene Ontology annotation, biological process: G protein-coupled receptor signaling pathway. NCBI's taxonomy places the organism in Eukaryota, Metazoa, Chordata, Actinopteri, Syngnathiformes, Syngnathidae. Gene Ontology annotation, molecular function: G protein-coupled receptor activity. Gene Ontology annotation, cellular component: recycling endosome; plasma membrane. The record is from RefSeq and is a predicted model, not a curated record.
UUUGUUCUACUUGGGUGGUCCGACUAGUCAAUCAAUCGGGUCAGUUAUGAUUUGAUAAAUAAAAUACACCGACAAUGUAAAUAAACUCAUGACAACACCAUAUUUGGACAGAAUUGUCGCUUAAAUACAAAGUCGUACCUAAUGUAAAGUAAAGCUUUCGAAAUCGACGAUACGUCUUGGAAAGUAACAGCGAAAUGUUGUAAAAGCCUAAAACAAAGUUAACAAUGGCGGCACAAGAAAGAUACCAACAGAACCUCGACGACCACCCACAUGCUCUGCCAAGAAGUAGAGGAAGGCAUCUGCUGGGGAAAGAGGGGGGUGAAGUCGGAGUGGGAGGAGGACGCCAUUGCCUCCGCAGCUGGUAGUGAAUGUGUGUGGGAUUCGGCGACUCGAGGUACGGACGCUCGCCCGGUUUGAGGACUACAAUGUCGGCUAAAAGGUGCUCAAGGGGACCCUCGGUGGAUAUAAGAGAUGGGGACGAGGAGGAGUAAGAUGUUCAGCUCGCUUGAACAGAGGGAGAAAAUUAGUCUCCCUGCCCUCUCCGGCGACCUCCCCCCUCAGCAUGAAUGCCAGUAGGAACUGCACCACGGUGGGCAACGGUGAGGGCCUGGCUGUGCUGGAGUCCGUCUCCAUCGUGACCAUCACCCUCCUGGCCUGCUUGGGCAACCUCCUGAUUGUAGCCACCCUGUACCGCCGCCCUUACCUUCUGACGCCCAGCAACAAGUUUGUCUUCAGCCUGACCCUGUCCAACCUGCUGCUGUCCGCCCUGGUGCUGCCUUUCGUGGCCGUCAGCUCGGCCAAGCGGGAGUGGGUGUUCGGCGUGGUGUGGUGCAACUUCACCGCCCUGCUCUACUUGCUCAUCAGCUCGGCUAGCAUGCUCACCUUGGGAGCCAUCGCCAUCGACAGAUACUACGCAGUGCUCUACCCAAUGAUCUACCCCAUGAAGAUCACAGGGAACAGGGCUGUGGUGGUCCUCGCCUAUGUGUGGUUGCACUCCCUGCUGGGCUGCCUGCCCCCCCUGUUUGGCUGGUCGUCCUUCGAGUUCGACUGCUUCAAGUGGACCUGCGUGGCUUCUUGGCACCGCGACCCGGCGUACACGGUCUUCUGGGUGGCCUGGUGCAUCCUGCCGCCCUUCUUUGUCAUGCUGGCCUGCUAUGGCGUCAUCUUCCGUGUGGCCCGAGUCAAAGCCCGGAAGGUGCACUGCGGGACGGUGGUGAUGGCCCCGGAGGACGCCGGCGGGGCGCAGAGGAACGGACGCAAGAACUCCAGCACCUCCACGUCGUCCAGCGGCAGUCGGCGGAGCUUGGUGUACUCGGGGAGCCAGUGCAAGGCCUUGGUCACCAUCCUGGUGGUGAUUGGGACUUUUCUCAUUACGUGGGGGCCGUACGUGGGCGUGAUUUGUACUGAGGCCUUGUUCGGACAAGGUAGUGUUUCCCACGGGCUUGAGACUCUAGUUGCGUGGCUGUCCUUCUGCAGCGCCGCGUGCCACCCGCUCAUCUACGGCCUGUGGAAUAAGACUGUGAGGAAGGAGCUGCUGGGCAUGUGCUUUGGGGAUCGUUACUACAGAGAGUCCUUCGCCACACGACACAGGACGUCCCGCCUCUUCAGCAUCUCCACCAGGAUCACAGAUUUGGGGAUGUCGCCUCACUUGACGGCCAUGUUGGCCGGCGGGGGGCAGCUUCUGGCUCCGGGGAGCAGCACUGGAGACACCGGCUUCAGUUUCACUCAGGACUCAUGUACAGACGUGGUGCUACUGGAUAACUUCUCCACGGAUGGCUCCUCCUAUCCGCACCAUCACAGCAUUCCGUCCGGGAAGAGGAGGAGCUCUGUCACCUUCGAAGACCAGGUGGAGCAUUCCAAAGCGGAGCAGAAAUCAUCUGUGCAGGUCCACGCUGAGGUCCACACGUCCCUGGACACCUUCGCUUCCUGCUUAGCCAAAACCAUAGAGAGUGACGUCAAGCUGACCCUAUUCGGGGACGCUCUCGCUCUGCCGGCGGGGCUCUGCACGGCGCGAGUGGCGCAGAGGCCCAGAUAUCUGGACGGUCAGAGACUGAGGCUGGAGAGCAUCGACGAAGGCAUCGUCAAAGAUGACAGAGACGACGAGGAGCGCCUCUCUCAGAUACAACCAUCCUGAUGUUGGCCGUUGUGCUCGCUUUUUGUCCGAUCGAUUGUUACUUUCACCUAGGCCACCAAGAUUGAAAAGUCAGGUGACACGAAUGUGGAUUUUAUUCAUUCCUACAUUCCACCAUUGCAGCAAGAUUGGUGCUUUUCCACCGCACAGUACCGGCUCAGCUCGGUCAAAAUACCAUGCCACAUUGAACAAAACACGCUAACAAACAAGCCUCCUGUAUUGACUCCACCACAAAAGGAGACAUUUUAUCCAAGAGGAGAAUGAAGGCAACAAAGCAUCCACGGGAAAGUGUUACAUUAUCAGCAAUAGUACCUGCUUUUACCAAUGGAAACACUUUAAUACGUGUGGGCAGGUAGAGGGGCUUAUUUGGCAUUAAGCAGUCUGAUGGCCAGGGGGAAGUAGCUGUCUCUAAACCUGGUUGUUCUAAAGCAGAGCCUUCUCCCCGAUGCCAGGCGAGAAAACAGUCCAUGCUGGGGGUGUGUGGGUAGAUCCGAUGGGCUCUUGAUACGCAGCGGGUGUUUGCCAAGCAGUAUAAAGUGGCAUAAUUGCUCGGAUUUAGUACAAAUGUAGAAUGUGUACUACUAUAUGACCGCAUAUGCAUGCGGUUCUGCUAGCAGCAGAACAACUAUUUGUCUCUCAAGCUUACUUUUUCUUUGUACAUUUGAAGAGGAUUACUAGCUUGUUUGUUUCUGUUUUGCAUACGGUUUACUGUAGCUGUGCGUUUGUUCUGUGUAUAUGUAGUACCUGCCGUCGGAGUUCAGCAAGGAACCCUGGGUGAAUGUAUAAGCAUUUAAUAAGCACAUCCACAGCGCUUCAGUCUUACCUCAUAUUUGUUACAAUUGAUUUGUUUGAAUGGUACUUUUUGUUUUUUUUAUAAGGAAAGUGACUGAAUUGUAACCUUUUGAUAUUUCACAAAUACUUGUAUUGAGUUUCUAUAAACGUAAACCAUGUUGCUUUGUUCAAUACUGCAGAUUGAAUCAGUCAAUUAGUAGAACGAGAGGAGCAGCACAUUUGUCACGCAGGCACCUAAUGAAAUGCCCUGUUGCUUUAUUUGUUUUUUAUUUCUUCAAAAUGCUGUAAAAGAUGCAUUUAUCAAUGUGAACACUCGGGGCGAGUUACAAUAGAUUUUGUUCUUUCUGC